CUCUAGCUGGGAACCGACUAGAGGAACGGAAAAUGGCGGACCUCGAAGACGUUACGCUGGACGGGAGACCGCUCCAGUCCCUUCGAGUGGCGGAUUUAAAAGCAGCUCUUGAGGAGAGGGGACUAUCGAAAAGCGGACAGAAGAAUGCUCUCAUUAAAAGACUCAAAGGGGCUCUCAUGCUGGAGAAUUUGCAGAGAACUUCCACUGCUCAUGUUGGACUGCAGCCAAACUCUCAGAUUGGUGAAGAAAUGAGCCAGAACAGUUUUAUCAAGCAAUAUCUGGCCAAGCAACAAGAGCUCCUGAGGCAGCGUUUGGAGAGAGAGGCUCGUGAAGCAUAUGAAACAAAUGAACAAGAGGACCAUGCAGAAGUUAACAACAGGACAUCGUGCCCUCCUCCUACCCAGGAUGUCACACCUGUGUUAGCUGGCCAGCACAAGCCACCUGGCCCUUCUGAUGGAGAGGGAUUGUUUGGUUCAGUUAAUGCAGGGCAAGGUCAAGAGGUAGACGUAGCCUCCGGCUCUGUGGCCAUGCGGGUUCCUGGUGGUGAGCAAAGGCAAGAGCGACGUUCUGCAUCCAGCGAAGUAGCAGGCGACAGCGAUGAUGAUGAUAGCGAGGGUGGAGAGGAGGAUGGUGAUGAUGAUGACUGGGACAGCAGCGCUCGAAGGAGAAACUUCAGAGAGCCAGCCAGAGUGCCCACAGCAAGGGAGAGAUCUGGUGCUUCUCGUCAACCCCAGCAGCAACACAUCCCUUCCCUCUUGUCUCCUCAACUCCGCCAGCCAACACCUCCUCCCUCCCCACCUCCAGAGUUAUCAUUCCCCUUACCUGACACCCCUAAACAGAGCCCACCUAGUCCUGAUGUGGCCCCAGCUAGACAUUCACCCAGUACCUCCAGCUCUGGUUCCUCCAGCAGCGGCAGCCGCAGUAGCAGCCCAGAGCCACAGAGGAGUGAGCCUAACGAGCGCAAGCCUGGCCCGCUGACCCUUCUGGCACUUACAAUGGAGUCAGAGGGUGCUUUUUCUGGAGCAGGUUGGCAUGGCAUCGAAAGAGAAGGCAAUAGGCAGGACAGCGGUUCACCUUCAGCUACAUCGUUCCCUGGCAGAGGACCUCCAGAGGGUCUGGUAUCUGCCAUCACUCACACAGCCAACACUGCAGGGCAUGUACCAUUUUCCAAGAUUACAGGCGCCCACCAGGGUGUCGCAGGAGCACAUUCGGUCCAUAUCCAAGUACCUGUGAGUGUGCUCAAGGCCACUGUAGUAGAGGAGAGGGACAGAGAGAGAGAGUCUGCGAUGGAAAGAGAAAAGUCACUUGAGCUUGAAAGACAAGAAAAGUUGAGAAAAUUAGAGCAAGAACGAGCAGCUGAGGAAGAACGGGAAAGAGCCAUUGCACUGGAGCGAGAGGAAAGGGAGAAAGCGCUGGAGAGAGAGAGAUUUGAGCAACAGCAGGCCUUAGAAAGAGAGGAAAGAGAAAAGGCAUUACAGCAGGAAAGAGAACUUGCUCUAGAAAAAGAGAGACAGGAGAGGGAACAAGCUUUGGCUCGAGAGAGGGAGGAGCGUGAGAGGGCCAUGGAGCUUGAAAGGCAGAAGGAGCUGGAAAGAAAGAGAGCCUUGGAACAGGAACGCUUGCAGAUAGAAAGAGAGGAGAGGGAAAAGCAGGAAAAGGAGGCAUUGGAAAGGGCGAAGGAGCUAGAAAGAGCCAAAGCUUUGGAGAGACAGAGGGCUCUAGAGCAAGAGAGGCUGGAGAGGGAGAGAGCUCUGGAGGCUGAGAGAAAGGAAAAGGAAAGAAUUGAGAGAGAAAAAACUCUAGAAAAAGAGAGGCUGGAAAAGGAAAGAAUUGAGAGAGAAAAGGCUGUAGAAAAAGAGAGGCUAGAAAAGGAAAGAAUUGAGAAAGAAAAGGCUCUAGAAAAAGAGAGGCUGGAAAAGGAAAGAAUUGAGAGAGAAAAGGCUCUGGAAAAAGAGAGGCUGGAAAAGGAAAGGAUUGAGAAAGAAAAGGCUCUAGAAAAAGAGAGGCUGGAAAAGGAAAGGAUUGAGAAAGAAAAGGCUCUAGAAAAAGAGAGGCUGGAAAAGGAAAGAAUUGAGAGAGAAAAAGCUCUGGAAAAGGAGAGGCUGGAAAAGGAAAGGAUUGAGAAGGAGAAAGCCCUGGAGCUUGAGAGAAUAGAAAGGGAGAAAGCUUUGGAGGAAGAGAGACUAAAGCGUGAGAAAGCUGCAGAGCUAGAGAGAAUUGCAAAAGAAAAGGCUCUAAAACAAGAGAGGUUGGAGCUAGAGAGGAGAGAAAAAGAGAGAAUUGAAAGAGAGCAAGCUCUGGAGCAAGAGCGAAUAGAGAAGGAUAGGCAAGAAAGGGAGGAAAAAGAGAAGGCGGAGAGGGAGUCAGCUCUGGAACGGGAGAGGGUGGAGAAAGAACGAGCUGAGAAGGAGAGGAAAGAACUAGAGAAGGAAAAAGCUCUGGAGCAGGAGAAACUGAAAAAGGAAAGAGCACUGGAGAAGGAAAGAAAGGAGAAGGAGAAAGCGGUUGAACAGGAAAGAUUGGAGAAAGAAAAAGCCAUGCAAAAUGAGAAGGAGGAGCAGGAGAGGGCAUUGGUAGAGGAGAAAGAGAGGUUUAGGAUGGCUGAAAAGGAGAGGGAGAGUUACCUCUCUCCAUCCAAACAUGGCCGUGAGGUUGGUCUCACUCCCCUGCCCACUCCUCCCCCCCUCUCUACAGGACCAGCUAGAAACUCAUCGACAGAGGCAGGAGAGCAGGAAGAUGUCCAUGCUCCAGUGUCCCAGAGUGCAGCCCAUGGCGCAGAGUCUGAUGCAACACCUCUGUCACCACACUCAUCAUCAUUUAAGAAGUUCCGGUUCUUAAGGGCCUCCCCAGUUCAGCCCACAUCCUCAUCCACUCCCUUGGUUAUUAAGCGGCCCCGUACAUUCUCUGAUAGCCCCCACCCUCGGGCCUCACCUGUCACAUCACCCACCAGUGUUGGGGAACAGCUAGAAGGAAACCGAUCCUCCACUGAGCGAGAAGAUCCACAGAAUCUGUCAAAACAGGAGGCUGCUGUGUCAGUAGGGACUGCAGGGACCCUGUCUGAGAAGAAGAACGCUAAUAAAAUUGCACUGGACCAGGAUCCCAAAGGAGUCAAAAGGUUUGAGAAAGAACCAACAGUCCCAGCAAAGACUGAAGGCUUUGUCAAGGAGACCAUCAAAAGAGCAAAAGAGGUGGAUGACAGCAAGAGUUCUUCACGGCCUGUGGAUGCUGCAGAGCGGAGGGGAAGAGAUGUAAAGAAGGAAGAAAAAGGAGCAAGACGAAGAUCAUCAUCCCAUGACUCCUCUUCAUCAGAAUCAGACUCUGGGUCCUCAUCUUCUCAAUCAUCUGGGUCAUCCACAUCAUCUCAAGAUAAAAGCUAUUCCUCCUCUAGAGGUAGAAAGGAGGAAAAACGUAACAGGGAUUUGUCACCGGUGCACAUGGAGACAACAGAGGCUCAGGCUGAGGGUUUAAAGGAGAGCCCUAAAGCUUCCCAGUGCAAACAGUCUCUUGAGAGGAGAAAUGCUGAUGGAGACACUCACUCUAAGAAACUUUUUACUAAAGCCGCAACCAGUGAUGAUCCACAUAGGAAGAGGAAGGACAACCAGGGAGAGGAAGAAAAAGACAAACAAAGGCAAGUGAAGGACACUGCCAUGGCAGAUUCUGAGAAGCUGUCAGAGACCAGUGAGGAGACAGCAAAGGCCUUCCCAGCACGUAGGAUCUCUCUUAGCAGCAGUAAAUUGUCACCGGGACCUGGUGGUGCAGAGGUUGAACAGGAAUCUGGUGCUGUGGCCAGUCGCAAAAGGAGAUGGGGCUCCAGCACAGCUGUCACUGCCAAGAAACCUUCAAUCAGCAUCACCACUGAUUCACUGAAGUCUCUGAUUCCUGACAUCAAGCCGUGUUUAGGCCAAGAGGCAGUAGUAGACCUACAUCCUGAGGAAACUGCCCUCUCUGAUGCAGAGAACGAAGAUCAGGAGCACAUUGACCAGGACCUUCAGAUCCGACGCACAGUCACACAGGUGGUGCAUACAGAAAGCCAAGAAAAUGGACAGAAAGAGGCAAAGAGGAGCAGGUGUGAGGAGUUGGAGGAAGAGGAUAUUAGAGAUGACCAAACAAGACUAGAGUCCCAUGAAGAGAAGAUGGAUACAUUCGUCCCUGGAGAGCUGGAAACCCAGUCCCCAACACAUACCAGCCAUGAUGUAGAAAUCAACACUGUGACACCAAGCGACACCCUCAUCCGUCGCUCCAUCAGCCAGCAGAAAAUGGGAGUUUCCAUCACAAUUGAUGACCCUGUUCGUGCAGCCCGGCAGCCAUCACCACCUCGAGGGAAAGUUUCGAAUAUUGUUCAUGUCUGCAACCUGGUGAGGCCAUUCACACUCGGGCAGCUGAAGGAACUCCUCAGCAGAAGCGGCACUUUGGUGGAGGAAGGCUUCUGGAUCGAUAAAAUCAAAUCCCAUUGCUACGUCACUUACUCGAGUAUAGAGGAAGCAGUUGCUACACGAGCAGCUCUUCAUGGAGUUAAAUGGCCUCAGAGCAACCCAAAAGUCCUUAGCGUUGACUUCUGCCAACAAGAUGAGUUGGACUUUCACAAAGGCUUGGGUGCAGCCAACAGACCUGGAGGAGAUGAACAGCUGCCUGUCUCUGGGCGUGGGCGAACAUCAGCCCUGCCCUCUCUUCUCCCUGAGCGAGACCAGCGGGCCGAACGCGAGCGCGAGAUGGAGCGUAGAGAGCGGGCCCGAGCAGAGAGGGAGUGGGAUCGUGACAAGGUCAAAGAAUUUGGGAAAUCCGGAGAAGAAAAGGAGGGAGGUCCUCGAAGGUCGCGCUCCAGAGAGAGACGGCGAAAGGAGAGGGCAAAGAGCAAGGAGAAAAAGACUGAGGACCCCCCUGCAAAGCUGCUUGAUGACUUGUUUCGCAAAACUAAAGCAGCUCCUUGCAUUUACUGGCUUCCACUUACAGAUGAACAGUCUCUUCAGCGGGAUGCUGCCAGAGCAGAACGGAUGAAGGAGCGUGAGAAACGAAGGAAAGAGCUAGAAGAGGAGGAGGAGAAACAAAGGGAGGAGGAGCGUAAGGAGAGGAUGAAAGCUACAGGUCCCACAACAGGAGACCAGAGUGAGGGCGACAAGGACCGAGACAAAGAGAGGGACAGAGACCGAGGUAGAGAAAGAGACAGAAACAGGGACAGAGUGCGAGACAGGGACAGGGAGAGGGAAAGGGAGAGGGAGAACGACAAACGCAGGGAUGGCUACCGUAGACCAGGGGGCAGCGGGAUGGGCUCAGGCCGACGUUCACGCAGCCGCAGCGACCCAAGAGAAAAGAAGCGCUGAUGGACUGUCCUGGAGACCACCCUCGUCCAUUUGCCUUUCACUACAUGUACUUUGUUACAACUGAGACCCAACAGAGGACCAACUGAUGUCGUUUCCAUCUCUCAAAUAUUCACUUUUUUUUUUAAACAUCUACACCGACGCAGUCAUGCUUGAGGGGACCAUGAUUUUUGCAGUGUUGUUGCUCAGAGUGCUGUACGUCUCGCUCCUGUCGAAGUUUGAUAUAUUUUUCUUUUUACAUUUGGCUCUUUUUAUCUCCCCCUCGCCUUUGGUUUUCAUCCGGACUGUCAUGCAGUUAGGCACCGUGGACUAUUUUGAUUCUUUACCCCAACAUUUCCCAUCUGCUCCAAAGUGUAGAUGCCAAUUAUGAUUUGCAAUCAUUUGACGCCUCUGUUGUAAACACUGCAGUUUGGUGAGGAAUCCUUUUGUUGCUGCAUGUAGUACAAGGCUACUCCUGCCAGUUGUGCCAGAAAAGAAACUUGGUCCUCUGUGCAGAGGCUUGGAGAAAUCAGAAAAUAUUGGAAUCGAUGUGUUUGGCAUUUUGUACAGACCUAUAAGAUUAUUCAAAAUCGUGUCUUUAAAUGAGGCAGCUCUGGGGUAUUUUCACUAAGCGUGUAAUAACUACUAAGGCAAUGCAGUGUUUUUCUUUCUCUGUUUUAGAGACAGUUUGAUUCUCCAUGGGACAGAAUCACACAUCAGACACAAAUUAUGUUUAUGUCCUCAUUGAAUUUUUCCCCCCUUCUUUCCUUCCUGCCUCCACUACUCUUACCCUGUAGUGUCAGUACAGGCCCAAGAGGGGAGAUUGCAUUAUGAGUUUCCUCACCAAUGGUUUUAAUAUUGUUUUUUUAAUCGUUAUUUUAUCAUUUUAGUAUAAAUAUUUGUUUUUGUUUUGUUUUUUAUUUCUUUGAGUACGCCUAUCAGUGGUGAAUGUACAAAUAAUAAAAAAAAGAAAUUGAACUUU
Melanotaenia boesemani (Boeseman's rainbowfish) is the source of this 6276-nucleotide messenger RNA. It is a transcript of the gene acin1a, whose product is annotated as apoptotic chromatin condensation inducer 1a. Gene Ontology annotation, molecular function: nucleic acid binding. The coding region runs from base 33 to 5318 and encodes 1761 amino acids. The record is from RefSeq and is a predicted model, not a curated record. Lineage: Eukaryota; Metazoa; Chordata; Actinopteri; Atheriniformes; Melanotaeniidae. The transcript has 18 exons.